Messenger RNA from Priceomyces carsonii, 1362 nucleotides. RefSeq lists its product as uncharacterized. NCBI's taxonomy places the organism in Eukaryota, Fungi, Ascomycota, Pichiomycetes, Serinales, Debaryomycetaceae. The transcript has a single exon. The record is from RefSeq and is a predicted model, not a curated record. The coding region runs from base 1 to 1362 and encodes 453 amino acids. Gene Ontology annotation, biological process: protein polyubiquitination; transcription-coupled nucleotide-excision repair; proteasome-mediated ubiquitin-dependent protein catabolic process. Gene Ontology annotation, molecular function: protein binding. Gene Ontology annotation, cellular component: Cul4A-RING E3 ubiquitin ligase complex; nucleotide-excision repair complex.
AUGGAAUCAUUAUUAUCGGAUCGAGCUACGAGAAAAAUAGGGGCUCUCGAAUUCGCAACAACGGUUGCAGAAUCAUGCUACACAAUACUCGGGCAAAAUGUUGGUCCUAGCGUCUUUCCAUCGAAUUGUCAUUAUAAUGCGGCAGUCAAUGGAUUGUCAUUAGAGCAGCACGACUUCCAGUAUCUACUUAGUGCCUCUGCGGACUCCUCAAUUAAGUUAUGGGAUAUAAAAAAUCUGGUACAAAAUGAGGCAACAACGUCUAAUAAAUUAGAACUUCAUGAGGAUAUGGAUUUAAGCGAUGAUAACCAAAAACGGACUUUUGUUAAUUUAGCAACUGUUCCCCGAAAAUCUGUACAUAACUUUGGUAUUUCGUGUAUUCAAUGGUGGCCAUUUGAUACGGGAAUGUUUAUUUCUUCAUCAUUUGAUCACACAGUUAAGAUAUGGGACACUAAUCAAAUGCUUCCUGUGCAUUCGUUUGAUCUAGAUCACAGAGUAUAUUCGAUUGAUAUGAGGGGCGACGAAACCAAUAGUAUGAAUGCGAGCGCACUUGUUGCAGUUGCAAGUGAUCACCAGUUUAUAAGGUUGUUGGACUUGAGGUCUGCUUCUAGUGCUCAUACUUUAGGAGGUCAUAAGGGCAAGGCUCUAUGCGUAAAAUGGCAUCCUAGAGAUCCUAAUUUAUUAGCAUCCGGCGGCUUUGAUGGUGAAGUAAAAGUGUGGGACAUUAGGCGAAGUAAAAGUUGUUUGUGUCGUCUUGACAUGCUCAGAACUAGUUCUCAAAAUCUUGUGACAGAUAAUUUGACUAAGCUGUCCGUUAAAGCACACCUGGGACCAGUAAAUGGUUUGGUAUGGGAUCAGUCAGGCAAUUCAUUGAUUACAGCUGGGAAUGACGAUAAAGUGAGAGUGUGGGAUAUGGUUCUAUCACUAGCGCCCCCACUAAACAAGCUUAUCAACUUCGGACCUUUGACGAGAAAUAAAUAUACACAAUCAAUUCCUCUUGUUUUGAGUUCGAAGUAUGAAAGCGAAUUACAGUAUCUUCUCUUUCCUUCGGAUAACAGUGAUAUUUUUGUAUUUCGAACGAUAGAUGGAAAGAUGGUUUCACGGCUAAGUAGAAAAGGUUCAAAGAAUAUAGGAAGAACAACAUCGAUGGUUCAUUGUGGUCCGUUUCUGAGUUCUUUUUUAUGUGGCACAGUCGAUGGUGAAAUAAUAUCGUGGUCGCCAAAGUGGAAAGCUCCGGAUAUAUCAUCCCUAUUUUAUGAUCCUUAUGAAGACAAAAACGCAAGAAAAGUGGCCUCAGGAGCUAUAAGAGAACAAUUAGAGAAGGAGGCACGCCAUAUUUUGGAAACUGACCCAUACUUUAAAUAG